UCUUAUACAGACUUUGUUCGACAUGUGACCUCCUCGUGCAGUAAUCGCAUUUGUAGUUGAGCAAUCGUAACGUGUGGUACUAAGGCCAGGAUUGUGUUCUAAAUGGAUCAACCUCCACGCGACAAAUCCCCAACCGUUGAGGAGUGGGACAAACUCCUCCAAACAUACACAUUUCGCCAAGAGAACAUCCAUAGACUCGUCGCAAACUAUUUCGUUCGCAGCGGAUACAAGGAAGCACUGGAAACAUUCACACAAGAGUCCUAUGUGAAUGCCACGGUGAGCCCACGCUCACUAAACUCCCGUGUGCUGAUAGUGGAAGCGAUCAGAAAGGGAAAUGGUUUGGAAGCGUAUCGUUUGAUGGAAACAUUCUUUCCCGAUUUACUAGCCACGUGUCAUUUGCUGACCUUCCAGCUACUACAACUGCAUAUUAUCGAGUUGAUCCGUACGGGGUCUAUCGAAGAAGCGCUGCUCCACGCACAAACGCUGCCAUAUUUAAUUGCGCAAUUUCCACCGGAAGUGACCAACGAAAUCGGACGCACUUUGACGCUGCUCAUCUUUGAGGAUCCACUGACAAGUCCGUACGGUGAAUUGCUGCAGCAAAGCCACCGUGAUAAGGUGGCGUGUGCGGUUAAUGAGGCAAUUUUUAGACGAACAAAUCCCGAAAUCUCGGCUGCAACGUUAGAACACCUGUGCAAGAUGGUGUUUUGGUCCCAGGAACAACUGAGCAAGGGUAAAGUGCGGUUUAUUGCAAUGAAAAAUAUUGCUACAGCUACGCUAGAGCUAGAAUAA
Molecule: messenger RNA, 789 nt
Organism: Anopheles moucheti
Lineage: Eukaryota; Metazoa; Arthropoda; Insecta; Diptera; Culicidae
Product: glucose-induced degradation protein 8 homolog
Exons: 1
Coding region: 103-789 (228 amino acids)
Biological process (GO): proteasome-mediated ubiquitin-dependent protein catabolic process
Cellular component (GO): nucleus; cytoplasm
Molecular function (GO): protein binding
Source: RefSeq, a predicted model, not a curated record